Messenger RNA from Lycium ferocissimum, 1281 nucleotides. RefSeq lists its product as uncharacterized. The record is from RefSeq and is a predicted model, not a curated record. The transcript is spliced from 6 exons. NCBI's taxonomy places the organism in Eukaryota, Viridiplantae, Streptophyta, Magnoliopsida, Solanales, Solanaceae. Bases 1 to 1281 code for a protein of 426 amino acids.
AUGUUUGGGGUAGAACCCGAAAAGUUGCAUGAACCUUAUGAAGUGUCUACCCCAGUUGGAGAAUCAGUUUUAGCCAGACGCAUCUAUAGGGGUUGUCCAGUCAGAGUUUAUCAUCGUCUUACCACAACAGAUCUAGCAGAACUAGAAAUGGUAGACUUUGAUAUAAUCAUGGGCAUGGAUUGGUUAGCAUCCUGUUAUGCCAUAGUAGAUUGUAGAGCCAAAACGGUUCAGUUCAGAUUUCCUAAUGAGCUAGUCUUAGAGUGGAGUGGUGAUUCAGUAACACCCAGGGAUACCCAGACUCCAGCUCUUCAGUCAGUACUAGUUGUCAGUGAGUUCCCAGAAGUGUUUCCAGAUGAUCUACCCGGAGUCCCUCCCGAUAGGGAGAUUGAAUUUGGGAUUGAUCUACUUCCCGGCACUAAGCCGAUAUCUAUUCCGCCAUAUAGAAUGGCCCCAGCAGAGUUAAAAGAGUUAAAAGUCCAGUUGAAGGAUCUUCUUGAUAAGGGAUUUAUAAGGCCAAGUGUCUCACCUUGGGGCGCACCGCAUGGUAAGGUUGUAGCUUACGCAUCUAGACAGCUUAAAGUUCAUGAAAAGAAUUAUCCGACUCAUGAUCUAGAAUUGGCAGCAGUAGUCUUUGCACUGAAGAUAUGGCGUCACUAUUUGUAUGGAGUGCAUGUUGAUAUCUUCACCGAUCAUAAAAGGAAAGCGAAUGUUGUAGUCGAUGCUCUCAGUCGGCGUUCUAUGGGAAGUUUAGCCCAUGUUGAUGCAGAUAAGAGAAUUAUGACCAAGGAAGUUCACCUCGUUGAAGUGAAGGAGAAGCAGUUUCGUGAUCCCUACAUAUUGCAGCUGAAGGAGAGGAUUCACAAGCAUAAAAUGACGGCUUUUGAACAAGAGGGAGAUGACGGUACCCUGAGAUACCGAGGCAGAUUAUGCGUUCCAGAUGUAGAUGUGCUCAGAGAGAGGAUUAUGUCAGAAGCUCAUCAUUCCAGGCCUAGUGGUUUGGCACAGAAUAUAGACAUUCCUGUCUGGAGAUGGGAAAUGAUCAAUAUGGACUUUGUAUUAGGUCUACCUCGUUUAGCUAGAAGGCAUGAUUCUAUUUGGGUGAUCGUUGAACAGCUUAGUAAGACAGCACACUUCUUGCCAGUUGAGACGAUAGAUUCAGCAGAGGACUAUGCUAAGUAUAUUCGAAAACUGUUCGACUUCAUUGGACCCUGUUGUCCAUCAUUCCAGAUCGAGGUGCCCAAUUUACAGCGAAUUUCUGGAGAACCUUUUAGAAAGGAUUAG